This is a messenger RNA of Tilletiaria anomala UBC 951, 2582 nucleotides long. RefSeq names its product WD40 repeat-like protein. NCBI's taxonomy places the organism in Eukaryota, Fungi, Basidiomycota, Exobasidiomycetes, Georgefischeriales, Tilletiariaceae. The coding region runs from base 121 to 2361 and encodes 746 amino acids. The record is from RefSeq and is a predicted model, not a curated record. The transcript is spliced from 6 exons. Gene Ontology annotation, cellular component: Cul4-RING E3 ubiquitin ligase complex. Gene Ontology annotation, biological process: proteasome-mediated ubiquitin-dependent protein catabolic process. Gene Ontology annotation, molecular function: protein binding.
CCGAGAUCGACCUCACCGCGGUCGGUCUUGACAUUGAAGAGGAUUCCUGCAACGAGUUUGAAGACACCGAGGGGGAUAACCAGGAGGAAGUGUACUAUCAUUACGGGUACCUGCGUGGCGAUGAUGUCGGGGGCGACGAGGAGGAGGUCUGGAUGGAUGUUGAGGACGCGUGAGUGUUUGACGAGACGAAUUCAAGCACGGUACCGUUCUCAUCGCUCCUCUCUGCCGCGCAGCAGCUACGAAGCUACGUUCCAUCAAGAAAUGGAUGUGGGCGAAGAGCUGGAUCUAUUUGCUUACCGGCUCCCAACUGCUGCUGAGCAGACCGCCCAAGCUGGGAAUGGAGCUGAGGAUUAUGAACCUAGUGAUGUUCAAGGAGAGUUAGAAGAGGAAGAGGAAGAGUACAUUGCCCCUUCCCCGUCUGCCGCCAUGGCACUCCUUCUGCAGCGCCUGGGUCUCGAUGGCCUGCGCCAGCUCGUCGCAGCUCGCACACUGCGCAUCGUCGAUGGGAACAACCACCAAUAUGCACUAGGGAGCGGCUGGAAUCGUCAUCUAGGUACCAAUAGAGAAGAAGAGGAAGAGGUCAGCGAUGACUCAGACGGCGGUGGGUACUGGUGGAUGAGCAAUACCUGUCGCUUCGAUCGCAAGAUGAGCGAUCGCUGGAAAUUGAUAUCCGAGGGCUUGGAGGCAGGCAGAGAGCUGCGCUGGAGCGGCGAGUUUGGCCGCGUUAGGCGAAAGGCGCGAGAAUGGCAAAGCUCGGCGUUUCAGCGGCCUUUCAACCUCUCGUCGCGCAUUGCUGGCUGGCGAACUCGUGCGAGUCCUCUGGCUGGCGGCUUUUCUUGCAGCAAUUCAGCACACUCUUACGCAAUUCCAAAGCAGGAUCUCUCCGCCUACGUGCCCAAUCAUGAGGGCGUCGAGGUGACACGGUACAGUGCUUCACCUGUCUACGUCGCUGCGUACUCUCCGGACGGCUCUUUCUACUACACUUGCUGUCGAGACUUUACGAUCCAGCUGUACGACGCGACGAAAGCACCUUCCACGGUUGUGCAGCACAUUGCGGCGCCUGACUUUGGUGGCGCACGGCGUCGACUGCGUCCGAUGGCUAACGAUGGGUUAGACGACCAUGACGACUUGGUGUACACAACACUGCAUCAGCUCAAGAGCGUACGAGGCCGUGUCGGAGGAUGGACAGUGACCGACGCUGUUCUGAGCCCGGACAAUCUCUGGAUGAUCUACGCGACGGCCAGCAGCGCCGUCACGCUCAUUCCCACGUCUCACGAGCAGGCGGGCGAUAACGCUGGAGAAGACGACGGGGGUGCCACUCCUGCAGCAGCUUAUUCCUCGGCAGACCAGCGGCAGGUAGUGCUCGAUUUCGGAGCAGCAGACGAGGCCAGUGGUAGAGGCCGAGACACGCGGGAUAGCUCGCCGAUCUGGUCUCUGAGUUUCUCGGGCGACAGCAAGGAGAUCAUCGCAGGCGCCAAGAACGGGGAGAUCUGCGUGUACGACAUUGAGGCGCGGUGCCGGGUUCUCGGGAUUGACGCACACAACGACGAUGUCAAUGCCGUGUGCUUUGCGGACGACCAUGCGCAGAAUAUGCUCAUCAGCGGCAGCGACGACUCGUUUGUCAAGGUAUGGGACCGCCGUUCGCUCAGUGGUGGCAAGGCAGCAGGCUGGCUACCGGGCCACACGGAGGGCAUCAGCUACCUGUGCCCGAAAGGCGAUGGCAGGUAUCUGUUGUCAAAUGGGAAGGACCAGGCAUGCAAGCUGUGGGACCUACGGAUGAUGAAGAGCGAGGGCAGCGUCGAUCGCACGACGCACUUCGGUAUCCCGCGAUUCGACUAUCGCACAACGAGGUAUCCACGGCCGCGCUACAUGAACCACCCGCAGGAUGCAAGCGUCAUGUCGUACCGUGGGCACAGCGUGCUGUACACGCUUGUUCGAUGUCGCUUCAGCCCCGCAUCGACGACGGGGCAGCAGUACGUAUACUCUGGCUCGGCAGAUGGUCGCAUUCAUAUCUGGUCUCUUGACGGGCAGCUCAUCCAGGUGCUCGACCGUGCCAAAGCCCAAUCGAUCUUUAACACCCGCGACGACAUAUGGGGGUCGCGAGGCGUGCUGCCCGCUGCGGACCCUCUGGCGCCCGUGUCUGAAUUCGAGCGCGCCAAGCUGGACUUGGCGCCGCGGACGAAUUUCUGCGUGCGUGACGUAUCGUGGAGCCCAACGGAGCCGGUUCUGAUGAGUGCUUCGUGGGAAGGCGGGCGGGGCACGUACGGAAGCGUCGUCCGGCAUGAGUGGAAGGGGUUCGGCAAGAACGGACUGACGAGCUUGAGUGAUUGGACGGAGAGACUUCGGAAUGAGAUUCCAUAGACGCGCUUGGUGUGUUGAAUACAGAGCAUGUGGACCAUGAAAGCACGAUAUUGUACCAGUGGUGUCCACACCGACCUGACGAGCAGAUUGCACCGAAUCAACGGGUGCCUGGCUGCAAUCGACACAAUAGACUGGUGUAGUGCCUUUGCUCUUGGGGCUGUGGCCUUUAUUACACUCGUCCAACAGUCAAGCCGACGCAUACGAUUGGUGGCAAUCGCGGC